Molecule: messenger RNA, 1198 nt
Organism: Zophobas morio
Lineage: Eukaryota; Metazoa; Arthropoda; Insecta; Coleoptera; Tenebrionidae
Product: 26S proteasome regulatory subunit 10B-like
Exons: 12
Coding region: 14-1198 (394 amino acids)
Biological process (GO): positive regulation of RNA polymerase II transcription preinitiation complex assembly
Cellular component (GO): cytosolic proteasome complex; proteasome regulatory particle, base subcomplex
Molecular function (GO): ATP binding; proteasome-activating activity; ATP hydrolysis activity
Source: RefSeq, a predicted model, not a curated record
CAAAAAAGGCAACAUGGAGAGUAACAAUGAAGAUCCGGAACGCCAAAAAGCUAUCGAAGACUUCCAAAAAAAACUAAUAGAACAUCGUGAGCUGGAGGCUUUGGUAAAGCAAAAUCGAUUAAAACUUCGGGAGCUUGAAACUUCCUAUGACAAAAGCGAAGAGGAUUUAAAAGCCUUGCAGUCUGUAGGACAAAUUGUUGGUGAAGUUUUAAGACAAUUGAGUGAAGAGAAAUUUAUUAUUAAAGCAUCGAGUGGCCCUCGUUAUGUUGUUGGAUGCAGAAAACAAGUAGAUAAAACUAAAUUGAAGUCGAAUGCACGUGUCGCUUUGGACAUGACAACGUUAACUAUUAUGAGGCCUUUGCCAAGAGAAGUUGAUCCUUUUGUUUUUAAUAUGUCUCGUGAGGAUCCCGGCGACAUUAAGUACAACGAGAUUGGAGGACUGCAAGAGCAAAUAAGAGAGUUGCGAGAAGUUAUUGAGCUUCCUUUAAUAAAUCCCGAACUUUUCUUGCGCGUCGGCGUAAAGCCACCAAAAGGCGUUUUGUUAUACGGCCCGCCCGGAACUGGCAAAACUUUACUUGCAAGAGCGGUUGCUAAUAAUAUUGAAGCGAACUUUUUAAAAGUCGUGUCUUCUGCUAUUGUUGAUAAGUAUAUUGGCGAAUCUGCUCGUUUGAUUCGAGAAAUGUUCGGUUUUGCGCGAAGCCACGAGCCUUGCAUUAUUUUUAUGGAUGAAAUCGAUGCUAUUGGAGGAAAACGUUUUAGCGAAGGCACGUCAGCGGAUAGAGAAAUUCAACGAACUUUAAUGGAGCUACUAAACCAAAUGGACGGCUUUGAUGAGUUGGGAAAAGUGAAGAUGAUUAUGGCCACUAACCGUCCCGAUAUUCUCGAUCCGGCUCUUUUGAGGCCCGGACGACUUGAUCGAAAGAUAGAAAUUCCUCUUCCCAACGAACAAUCCAAAUUGGAAAUAUUGAAAAUUCACGCUGCCCCUUUGUCCAUACAGGGGAGCGUCGAUUAUGACGCUGUAGUAAAACUUACGGACGGUUUUAACGGGGCUGAUCUAAGGAAUGUUUGCACUGAAGCAGGCAUCUUUGCUAUUCGAGCGGACCGUGAUUGGGUACUUGAAGAAGAUUUUAUGAAAGCAGUUCGAAAAGUUGUGGACGCUAAAAAGUUGGAAAGCAAAUUAGAUUAUAAAAAAUUAUAA